Carassius carassius (crucian carp) is the source of this 2681-nucleotide messenger RNA. It is a transcript of the gene mafgb, whose product is annotated as v-maf avian musculoaponeurotic fibrosarcoma oncogene homolog Gb. The coding region runs from base 307 to 804 and encodes 165 amino acids. Gene Ontology annotation, cellular component: nucleus. The record is from RefSeq and is a predicted model, not a curated record. NCBI's taxonomy places the organism in Eukaryota, Metazoa, Chordata, Actinopteri, Cypriniformes, Cyprinidae. Gene Ontology annotation, biological process: regulation of transcription by RNA polymerase II; regulation of epidermal cell differentiation. The transcript has 3 exons. Gene Ontology annotation, molecular function: RNA polymerase II cis-regulatory region sequence-specific DNA binding; DNA-binding transcription factor activity, RNA polymerase II-specific.
CAUGAUGACAGCGAGCAGACAAAGGGCUCGUCGAUACACACUCACACACCCCGAUCCGUGAUCAGUCGCCGGUUCUGAUCGGUUCUCAUCGGCUCUGAUCGUCGCUUUCCAUUUGAAACGCUUGCAGAAAUCAUUCGGCUCGCGUUAUAUUUAUAGAGAGAGUGUGUAAGUGCUUGUGUGUGUGUCUCCUCUAGUCAGCCAGAGGUUACACAGCCACACAAACGCGCGGAUCCGUGAGGAACCGAACCUGCAGGUUCAUCGGAACCGGAUCGAGAUCUGCGUGGCUUGGCAGCGGUUCCUCGUGGCAUGACGACCACUAACAAAGGAAACAAGGCCUUGAAGGUGAAGAGGGAGCCCGGUGAGAACGGGACGAGCCUGACGGACGAUGAGCUGGUGUCCAUGUCGGUCCGCGAGCUCAACCAGCACCUGCGCGGCCUGACCAAAGAAGAGAUCCUUCAGCUGAAGCAGCGCCGGCGGACACUGAAGAACCGGGGCUACGCCGCCAGCUGCCGCGUCAAGCGUGUCACGCAGAAGGAGGAGCUUGAGAAGCAGAAGGCGGAGCUUCAGCAGGAAGUGGAGAAGCUGGCUACAGAGAACGCCAGCAUGAAAGUAGAGCUGGACGCACUGCGCUCCAAAUACGAGGCUCUGCAGAGCUUCGCCAGAACUGUGGCCCGAGGGCCCGUGGCCCCGGUUUGUAACCCCCGCGGGCCCUUGUCCUCCGUCAUUGGGCCUCUCAUUCCUGGGAAGGUUGGAGCCACCAGUGUUAUCACGAUAGUCAAAUCAAAAACCGACGCAAGGUCUUAGUAGCGCACAGAUAGCAAGGGUUGGUCAGUGCAUGAGGGUUUAGGUGCGGGACGCUCGUUUCACAGCAGACUGAUGGAAAACCCCUUCGGUACUCUCUAAUGUGGGCUUCUUCUGGGUUACGAAAGAAGGAAAGCACAUCUAGGACGGUCAAUCCACUUGGGCUUCCAAAAAGAUCUCCAAAUUGCGAAACUCGAAUCAAAAUCGAAUCAUGCAGCCAAAUUUUCCUGGUGGAUGUGUGUUGUAUUGCUGUGAGAUUUGUAAUUUUGUACAAAUAUUGGCGACUUUGUAUCGUGCGUUUCACAUGGGGUCCAAGUGUUUCCUUUGUCAUUGUAAUAUUGUACUUUUUAUACAGUGUUUGUGUUGAUUUUCUCUUCGUAUGUGCUGUUAUGCGCCAUUUUUCCGUCCUUUUGGUUUUACGGACUGCAGGCACAAAACACUUUAAACCGUUCAGACUUCCAAACUCUUCCGCCGUCUGAAGGAAAAGCUUUCUGAGGUAGGAGAGUAUCAGUCAAUGAGAAGCUCCCUUUACCUGAGCCUCAUUAUGCACUGACCAAUCGCUGACGAGCAGGAGGAGAGGAGGCGGAGUCAAAUCAGCUGAUGUUGUUCAUAUGGUAGCUAUCAGAAUAUCUGCCACCAGUUUAUGUGCUCCAGUCGUCCCGUUCAGGACAGGAGAUCGUUUUAUUGGCAACGCAAUAACAGGUUUAUGUUAUGCGAUGUAUUAUGUUGUUUAUUUCACGCCGUGUGACCUCCACGCUGAAGUUGAUCAUGUCUGUCGUUAUCUGUAAAUCCAGAGAGAUUAAACUUUUUGUGUUCUGUGCCAGACUAAAAACAAGAGAAAAACCCACAAGUUUCUGUUUUUGAGGGAUGGACUGUUGGGUGACAUAAACUGGUGAAUCCCACAAGCUUUACCAUAACUUUGUUGCUGUGACAUUGCGUAACGUAUUCUAAGAAUCUUUGUCUAUAUGGUGGAGUCUUGAAUUUAUAUAUAUAUAUAUAUGAAGACAGAGUACCUUGCAUUAUUUAUAAAACAUUUAAAAAAGAAAUAUAAAGUUGUUUGAUAGCUCUCUUUUUUGCAAUUGUACCAAAAGUGGCUUAACUAUUGAAGUCAAUAGCUUUUUCUAGUGGCUAGGCGCGUCAAACUGUGGACUAGCGCGUGUGGUGUGAUUUGUACUGGUGAGGUGGCGAUGUGUUGUUUACGACGUGGAUGUGAUGCUCUUAUCUUCUGAUUUCAGUCGAAUGCGUGCGAUGAGCGCCGCUUACCCAGAAUCCCCUCUGAGCGUUUGUGCGCUCCAUGUUUAAGUGGACGGGACACGAACGCAGGGAUCUCUGGGACGUGGCCACAUCGCCUGCGUUUGAGUCCUUUUAUGUGACGUGUGUUUAUAUAUUUUUGGGUGUAAAACGUUUUUAUGAUAUAUUUGUUGGUGUUUUUUUUUCUUCUUUUUCUGGUUGUUUUCUUUAAAUGCCAGGGAAGUGACUCUGUCUGCACUGGUUUAAACCAGCGAUGUGCUUCACGCUGGGACGCUGCUCAAACUAUUACUUUUCUCAACAUUUAAAACUAAAAAAGAGCUGUCCGAAAACAUUUCAGGAUGCUAUCUGCGCUGUUCUUUUUCUUCUUUUUUUGGCCAAAUUGUUUGUCCAUUAAUAAAAGAAGUAAAGCUCAGAGCUGUUGUAAUGGUGCGCUCACAUCUCUGUAGAAUUACUGUAAUUAUUAGAGAGUUACAGUUCGUAGAUUCUGUCCAUUUUUGGACUGUUGCAAAUUGCAAUGCAUGAAGCUAAAGAAAUAUGUGGUGCCUCGCACAAUCAAUCAAUCAGUUAAAUUACAGGAACACAUGAACACGAGCAACAUUUCAGUCAAUUGAUGUCCCUCAGGCUUACAA